ACAUCAAGGAGCACGUGAAGCAGCUGGAAAAGGCCGUGUCGGGGAAGGAGCCGCGCUACGUCCUGCGUGCCCUGCGGGCUCUGCCCUCCACCUCCCGCCGGCUCAACUCCAACGUGCUCCACAAAGCCAUCACCGGCUUCUUCACCUCCAACACCGCCGUGCGAGACUUCCUCCUCGGCUUCCUGGAGGAGUCCAUGGACACGGAAGCUGAGCUGCAGUUUCGCCCACGGACGGGGAAGGCGGCUUCAGCCCCUCUCUUGCCAGAAGUGGAGACCUACCUCCAACUGCUGCUCGUCAUCUACCUGAUGAACAGCAAGCGAUACCCGGAGGCUCAGAAAGUGUCCGACGACCUGAUGCAGAAGAUCAGUUCCCAAAACCGCCGAGCCCUUGACCUGGUGGUGGCAAAAUGUUACUACUACCACUCCCGCAUCUACGAAUUCCUGAAUAAACUCGACGUGGUCAGGAGCUUCCUGCACGCCCGGCUACGGACGGCCACGCUGCGGCACGACGCGGACGGGCAGGCCACCCUCCUCAACCUGCUGCUGAGGAACUAUCUCCACUACAACCUCUACGACCAAGCAGAAAAACUCGUCUCCAAAUCCGUGUUCCCCGAGCAGGCCAACAACAACGAGUGGGCUCGGUACCUCUAUUACACAG
Molecule: messenger RNA, 657 nt
Organism: Leptosomus discolor (cuckoo roller)
Lineage: Eukaryota; Metazoa; Chordata; Aves; Leptosomiformes; Leptosomidae
Source: RefSeq, a predicted model, not a curated record